AUGACUUUCGAUAUCUCAAAAUCUCGGGAGCACUUCCCCGCGCUACGGCAAGACCAGGUCUUCCUUGAUAAUGCGGGCGGCAGUCAAGCAUUGGGUGAUGUGAUCGACUCCAUCACGCAAUACCUUUCCAAAACCAAUGUUCAGCUUGGUGCUUCAUACCACACUGGCUCUCAGUCGAACACGAAAUACGAGCAAGGCUAUCAAGCAGCGGCAAAGUACAUGAAUGCCGGUCGCGAUGAGAUUGUUCUCGGUGCUUCAACAACCCAACUGUUCAUGAACCUUGGCUCCUCGCUGCAAUUUCCUUCCGGCUCUGAGAUUAUUCUGACGAAGAUGGAGCACGAGACUAACGUCAAGCCCUGGCUCUUCAUGGCUGAGCGCCUCGGUUUGACUGUGAAGUGGUGGGAGUCUUCCAAAGAAGAUGGACUAAAACUCACAGCCGAGAACCUCAAGCCGUUGUUGAGCGAUAAAGUGAAGUUCGUAGCAUGCACGCAUGUAAGCAAUAUUCUGGGAACGAUCCAUGAUGUGCAGUCCAUUGCGAAGGCAGUGCAUGAAGUCGGCGCACUGCUUUGCGUUGAUGGCGUAAGUUACGCACCGCACCGUGCCAUCGACGUGAAGGGUUUCGGAGUUGACUUUUACUCUUUCAGUUGGUACAAGGUCUAUGGCCCUCACAUCGCCGCGCUCUAUGCCAGUAACUCAGCCCAACAACACAUGAAGUCUAUGAGCCACUACUUCAACCCCACAAAAACCCUGGAGGAUAAGAUCGGUUUCGCGGGCUCAAACUAUGAGUGCGUGCAGUCAAUUCCCACUAUCACCGCCUACCUAACCGACGCUUUCCCCGCCAUUACCGAGCACGAGGGAAAGUUGCAAGCCAUUUUGCUUGAAUACCUGAACUCACGCCCCGAUGUCACGAUCCUGGGAUCCACUUCGAGUGAUAGCAAGGAAAGGGUGCCUACUAUCUCGUUCACUGUUAAAGGCAUGAGCAGUAAGGCGAUCGUAGCUGAGGCGGAGAGGAUCAGCAAUUACGGUUUCAGGUGGGGCCAUUUCUACUCAAAGAGACUUUGUGAUGAGCUAUUGAAGCUGGAGCCGGAGGGCGUGACAAGAGUCAGCAUGGUACAUUACAAUACUGAGGAGGAGAUCAAGGGAUUGGUCGAGGUCUUGAAGAAGAUUCUUCCGCAGGUUUAA
Molecule: messenger RNA, 1182 nt
Organism: Alternaria atra
Lineage: Eukaryota; Fungi; Ascomycota; Dothideomycetes; Pleosporales; Pleosporaceae
Exons: 5
Coding region: 1-1182 (393 amino acids)
Source: RefSeq, a predicted model, not a curated record